Messenger RNA from Aphis gossypii (cotton aphid), 1560 nucleotides. RefSeq lists its product as uncharacterized. The record is from RefSeq and is a predicted model, not a curated record. The transcript is spliced from 5 exons. NCBI's taxonomy places the organism in Eukaryota, Metazoa, Arthropoda, Insecta, Hemiptera, Aphididae. Bases 226 to 729 code for a protein of 167 amino acids.
AGUACCUAUGUGACGUGCAUGUUUGAUUUGCUAUAGAAUUAAUUUUUUUUUUUAUACUUAGUUGUAGACACCAGAAUCAGUACGUUCUUAAUAAAAUUUUGACUAAUAUUUAUUCAAAGUAAUAGAAAAUUACUGCAGUGUAAAGUGUACGAUAAUCGUUCUCAACGUUCAACAAUAUUUAAACCUUCGUUUUAUUGCGUUGUAUAAUAUCCAAUAUUAUUAAACAUGCAGUCAGCACCGACGAAUGAAACACGGGCAGCUGUUUGGAAACGCUGUAGAGUGAUCGGUGUUAUAAAUAUUGUAAUAGUAAUUCUUGCGUUGGUGUUUUGUAUAGUGGAGUUAGUGGAACUUAUAGCUCAUCCCAAAGAGUUCAGUGAUAAUGUUCAAAAACAUGGACAUAAGUUACCUAACAUGUAUAUUACCUAUUUUGCGAUGGGAAUGUGGAUCAUUAUAUACUGCCAAUUAAUAUACUAUAACUAUGGAUUAUUACGUGGAAGCACACCUAAUGAUGGAAUUGUGAUUAAGAAAUGGCUGCAAAUGCAUAUAUGUUUGGUUAUUGUGUGUAUUGCCAUCUCAAUCAUCCAGGUAAUAUUGGAUACUAAACAUAUAAUGGAAAUUGCCUUUAAUGUCGGAACGAUUAUAGUAUUAUUGAUUGAGAUAAUAGUUGUCUUCAAGUUUUACAAACAAUUGACAACUUCCGGUAUAGAAAACCAACCUACAAAUGUUUAAAUCUUGCUAUACUAUCGACGACAACAUAAGAAUUCUUUAAUCAAUCAUAAAUAUGUCAUACUGCUCAUUUUCUAAUAUCAACAACCAAUUUUCACAUUCAAUAAGGAUACAGCUGAUUGGACUAUUGUUUAAUAUCUUGAGGUACUUAAUUAUGCAGCCAUAACGUUUUAUUUUGAAAAUUAGGCAUCACCAUCGAUAGAAACAUGUUUUUAUUAUUCAUAAAUCUGACCAUUUUUUUGUUUUAUUGAUAAAUGCAUUUGUCGAUGAAUGAUUUCCAAAGAAGUUCUAACUUCGGUUAAUCUCGGUAUUAUAAAAAUUCAACAACCAAACGUAUAAAUCGGCCUUUUAGACAAGCCUAAUCUAUAGACUAUACCAAUUAACAACCCACAAAUAAUAGUGUUUCUUAAAAAUAUUAAUAAAUUACAAAACUCAUUAUUAUCAUUUGAGUAUGAUAAAUAAUUAUAAUUUAUUAUAAUUAUUAAUCAAUAGUUUUUAUGUAUGUUUAAAAUAUUAAAGAUAAUAAUGCUUUUUAAAAACCUUAAACCACACAUAAUAAUUAAUAACCUUAAGGUGCCCAUAAUUAAUUUUUACCAGUACUUUUCAAUUGCGUCCAUUUUCUAAACUACCUGAAAUAUAUAGAUACAAUAUACACAAUACAUCUUGUGUGCCAGAAAAUUUAUCAAAAAUUAAUUAGGUACAUUUAUUUUUAUUUAUACAUACGUCAUAGUAUCAUUGCCAGGAAAAUAUUAUAUUGAAAAUAUUCACUAUAUAAUUUUUACAUAUUUGUUUUAACUAAAUAAACAAAAAAUAAAAUAAGUUAAAAAAUACAAA